AUGCCGAAACAAAGUGCGAACACGAAAAAGACAAGGGUUCCACGAGUUGUGAAAUUUGGAUCAGACUUCUCAGGCUUGGACAGCGCCUGGCUGGCCUUGAAACGCAUGAAAGUAAAAGCUCAGCUUUGCUUUAACAGUGACAGUGAUGCUAACUGCAAAAAGCUGCUGCAAAAGAUCCACAAGCCUGAGGCCUUUCACGACGACAUUGCAGCCAGGAAGCCGCAAAGUGAACAGUACGUGGACCUCUACGUAACAACACCGCCAUGUCAGCCGUUUUCCAUGGCUGGACAAAAGAAAGGCCUCAAAGACAAGAGGGGGCAACUGCUAAAAUUUAGCGUUGCUUUUGUCUCUCGCCAAAAGCCAAGAGUGGUGGUGCUUGAGAACGUGGCAAUGUUCGCAAGUAAAAAAUUCAAGCCAGUAACCCGAGGACUGCAGCGAGCGUUCAAGAAGCUUGGCUACGUUUGCUUCGCGCGAGUCUUGAACAGCGCAGACUUCAAGGUCUCGCAAGCCCGUCGUCGUUUCUUCUUAGUUGCGAUCCGGAAGGACAGCCUCCACCAUCCCUUUCACUGGCCGCAACCUGUGGGAAAAAGAAACUUGGAGGAUGACUUGGACCCAGCGAGGCCAAGCGACCGGCCCGGGCGGCUGCCGAAGACGAAAAGGGCUAGAGACCUUGCGUUGGCUGCUUACGGCCAAGUUUGGAAGAAACAAAAGCUAGAUCCCAGACAGGUCCCAGUUGCCGUGGACAUUGACUGCUCUCCCCGAUUUGCUUCCUACGGCGUGAACCAAUUGAAAACUUUGACAAAAUCAAGAGGCAGCUGUGGCGGCCACUGGCUGUCCAACCGAGGCCGCAAAAUGACGAUCAAUGAAUUGAUGCGAGUGACGGGUAUCAACCCCAUCGAACUCCGUGGCUACAAAGAAGAAGGCAUCAGCGAUGCUCAACUCGGCGGCAUGCUGGGUAACAGCAUCCCUGUGCCCCUCAUCUUAGGAGUGCUGACGCAGGCCAUGAAAGCAGGAGGCUUGUUGUUUGUGCCCAAAGGACAAAAGGAGACUUAG
Molecule: messenger RNA, 1053 nt
Organism: Symbiodinium sp. CCMP2592
Lineage: Eukaryota; Dinophyceae; Suessiales; Symbiodiniaceae
Source: the annotation of a GenBank genome assembly